This is a messenger RNA of Brassica rapa (field mustard), 2597 nucleotides long. RefSeq names its product centromere/kinetochore protein zw10 homolog. Gene Ontology annotation, cellular component: nucleus; chromosome, centromeric region; RZZ complex. Lineage: Eukaryota; Viridiplantae; Streptophyta; Magnoliopsida; Brassicales; Brassicaceae. The record is from RefSeq and is a predicted model, not a curated record. Gene Ontology annotation, biological process: mitotic spindle assembly checkpoint signaling; endoplasmic reticulum to Golgi vesicle-mediated transport; mitotic cell cycle.
AUCGGCCCAUCAACAAAAAUCAAAAGAAAAGCAUCGUAUCCACAUAACGAUCUCUCUGAUCGGCAAACAUCUUCUUCUUCUCCGACGACGAACUCCACCGUCCCUCCGUCAUGCCGGAGAUCGACGCGUUAUUUGAAUCGAUCAAUGUCCGCGACCUUCUCGCCGGACACGACCUCAACGAUCCGACGACUCCACUGUCGGCGCCGGAUCUCCGUCUCCUCAUAAACCGCUUACAGUCUCAUUCCCUCCGGAUCAAGUCCAAAGUCCAGUCCUACCUCGUCGCACACCACUCCGAAUUCUCCGACCUUUUCUCGACCUGCCAAGACGCCGUCUCCAGGACUCGCCUGAUCUCCGACGAUGUCUCCGAUGUCGUGGAGCUGGUUUCCGACAGGCCCGUUGAUGUGGAGAUUCGUAAAGUGGUCGAUGAGAUAACGGAGAAGACCAAGGAGGUGAGGUUGAAGAGAGAGUCGCUUGAGCUUGUGAGUGCGAUCGUGGGGAUCUGCGAGGCGGUGGAGGAAACGAAGGUGGCGUUGAGAGGAGGGAGGUUUAGAUUCGCUGCUGAGAGGGUCAGAGAGCUGAAAGGAGUGUUGAGGGUUGGUGAAGAAGAGGAAGGAGGUGAGCCUGUGGCUUACGCUUUGCUUAGGAAAGAAUGGUCUGAUUGCUUUGACGAGAUUCAAGAGGUGCUUGCAAGAUUUAUGGAAAGUGCAGUGCGUUUUGAGCUGGAGUCGUGUAAGCUCAGGAUUAGUUAUCAGCUAAGCGUUGGUGAGACUACUGGAAUCGCUCUUACUACUGUUCUCGAGGCUAUGGAGGUGAUUGGAAUGUUAGACUAUGGGCUUGCGAAAGCAGCGGACUCAAUCUUCAAGCAUGUCAUUACCCCAGCUGUAACUCAUGCAUCUACCUUUAACGCCGUAGAAGAUUCAUGUAAAACCUCAGGGGAUAUAACCGAAGCGACAUUACAGCUAGAUCAAUCCUCAGAUCAUAAGACUGAAGAUGUGGAUGGAGAGGCAAUAUAUUCAGGAAUUCUUAAGGUUGUUAAAUUCAUUUGCAGUUCCUUGUGCUUUGGAAACGUUACAUGGAUCCAUUCUUUCGGGAGAUUGACAUGGCCAAGAAUAUCAGAGCUAAUUAUAUCUAAAUUUCUUUCAAAGGUUGUCCCAGAAGACGCUUCGAAACUUGCCGACUUUCAGAAAGUUAUUGAGAGGACUUCUCAAUUUGAAACAGCUCUGAAGGAAUUGAAUUUCGUUUCACCAUCUGAUGCGGAGGGGAGGCUCAGCAAAUAUGCUGAAAAUGUUGAGGUUCAUUUUGCAUCCAGAAAGAAGAUAGAAAUUUUAGCAAAAGCAAGAAGUUUGAUGUUGCAGUGUAACUUUACGAUUCCCAAGGGACUUGCUAUGAGGAACGCCAGUUUUAAGUCUGGUGGUGCAGAAUCUUUAGAUGAAGAUUCGUCGAAGCACAUAGUUCGCUUACUUUUUUCAUCUGAAGUGUGUAUGGUGUCGGAAGCUGCUUCUCAACUUAUGCAUUUGGUGCAUAAGACUCUCGAGGAUGUUUGUGUGUCUUCUGCAAGAGUUGCAACAGAGUGUUACCAUGCUGCUCGAGAUUCUAUACUUCUGUAUGAAGCUGUUGUUCCUGUCAAGCUAGAGAAACAACUCAAUGGCAUCAAUCAGGCCGCUGCUCUUCUGCACAACGAUUGUCUUUAUUUGUUCGAAGAGAUACUUGGACUUGCUUUUGAGUAUCGUGCUAGCUUCCCUAGCUCCAUCAAGGAACAUGCAGUAUUUGCUGACGUAGCCCCAAGAUUUAAACUGAUGGCAGAAGAAGUCUUGCAAAGACAAAUUCAGCUAGUAGUUUCGAGUUUGCAAGAGGCUAUAGACAGUGCAGAUGGAUUUCAGGAUACUCAUCAAAUGAAGCAAUUUGAAUCUGCAAAAUUUAGCAUUGAGCAGGUUGUGUUCAGUCUAGAGAAAGUGCAUAUGAUAUGGGAGCCAGUCUUACGGCCCAAAACUUACAAACAGAGCAUGUGCCUGGUUUUAGAGUCGGUCUUUCGCAGAAUAACUAGAGACAUUCUUCUUCUGGAUGACAUGGCUGCCGAUGAAACUUUUCAGCUACAAAGACUGAUUCACCUCAUGUUUGAGAAUCUGUCUUCUUUGCUCGGUUCGUUGAAGUCUGCAGACGAAACUUCUCGUCCUCUUGAUGAUCUCAUACCGUCUUUGCGUAAAAGCCGGAAACUAGCUGAACUAUUGGAUAUGCCUCUGAAGUCUAUAACUUCAGCUUGGGAAAGUGGCGAGUUGCUUAGUUGCAAUUUUACAAGAACAGAGGUACAAGAUUUCAUCAAAGCUAUAUUUGCAGAUUCUCCACUGAGAAAAGAAUGUUUGUGGAGGAUAGAAGACGUAGUCAACUAGUAGCAGGAAAUGAUAAAAAAACUUAUAGACCUGAGAAGAAGAAGUGAGCCUUAUUGGCAGAAGAGUCGUGAAGCCCUUGUAUCAUAAGAAAUUAAGAAUAUACCAUGUAAGAGAGUUUAAGUUUUAGGAUUAAAAGUGAGUUCCAGGUUUAGGAAAUUGACCGAUUAAUGCAAAAGUAUAAAUGGACCAAAAUUAUCUCAUUAUGGCUUA